This is a messenger RNA of Ictalurus furcatus (blue catfish), 6820 nucleotides long. RefSeq names its product CWC22 spliceosome associated protein homolog (gene cwc22). Gene Ontology annotation, cellular component: catalytic step 2 spliceosome. The coding region runs from base 50 to 3205 and encodes 1051 amino acids. Gene Ontology annotation, molecular function: RNA binding; protein binding. NCBI's taxonomy places the organism in Eukaryota, Metazoa, Chordata, Actinopteri, Siluriformes, Ictaluridae. The transcript is spliced from 21 exons. The record is from RefSeq and is a predicted model, not a curated record. Gene Ontology annotation, biological process: mRNA splicing, via spliceosome.
CGCAGGCUCCCGUAGAAUCACUUCCGGUAGAGAAGAGAGAUAGGAAAACAUGGCGGCGGAACACGAAGCGGUGAUGGAUUUGAGUUCGCCUUCAAAAGAUGAGCGUUCCAGUCCAGGAGGAGCGCGUGAUCCUGAGAAGACGACGAGGAGCUCCAGUUCUUCAGAUGACAGCGACAGCGAUGGAGACGAGCACAUGGGAAGGAGGGACGGAGAACGGCGUAGUCCUUCUCCAGAGAGAAGAAGAGACGGCGCAGAUGAACAAGCGGAUCAAGACGCAUCACCGAGACGGUCGUCCAGGUCCAGCGGCUCAGACGGUGGCAGCAGCAGCAGUGAGGAGGACAGCGACGAUGGUGUGAUGCACAAACUGAAGAGCAGCGUGGCACACAUCAGGCGUGAUGCUCAGGACGAGAGCAGCAGAGCCAGACGCAGGAGUUCCUCUACGGACAGGAAAGGCAGUGGAAGGUCGUAUUCCCGCUCUUGCUCCAGAUCUCCGUCUCCACAGAGACGCACAGACCGAGCCCGCAGGUCUCGAGAUCGUGAUGGAGACCGGCGUUCCGAUCGGCGCUCCAGCCGUGAGCGAGAUGGAGCUCGAGAGAGGUUCAGGUCCAGAAGGGAAAGAUCUGCGUCUCCAUCACAGAGAGAGAAACCCCCUGCUGAUGAGCCUCCAGUUAAGAAGAGGAAGGAGGAGCUGGACCCCAUCCUGACCCGCACCGGAGGAGCGUACAUCCCCCCGGCCAAGCUGCGCAUGAUGCAGGCCCAAAUCACCGACAAGAGCAGUCUGGCGUACCAGAGGAUGAGCUGGGAAGCGCUGAAGAAGUCCAUCAACGGUCUCAUCAACAAAGUAAACGUGUCCAACAUCGGCAACAUCAUCCAGGAGCUGCUGCAGGAGAACAUCGUCCGCGGCAGAGGUCUGCUGGCGAGGUCCGUGCUUCAGGCUCAGGGCGCCUCUCCUAUCUUUACCCACGUCUAUGCCGCCGUGGUGGCCAUCAUCAACUCCAAAUUCCCGCAGAUCGGAGAGCUCAUCCUCAAGAGGCUCAUCCUCAACUUCCGCAAAGGCUACAGACGAAACGACAAACAACAAUGUCUCACAGCCUCUAAGUUUGUGGCUCACCUCAUCAAUCAGAACGUGGCUCAUGAAGUGCUGUGUUUGGAGAUGCUGACUCUGCUCUUGGAGCGUCCCACUGAUGACAGCGUGGAGGUGUCCAUCAGCUUCCUGAAGGAGUGCGGCCUGAAACUCUCAGAGGUUUCCCCCCGUGGCAUUAAUGCCAUCUUUGAGCGCUUGAGGAACAUCCUGCACGAGUCAGAGGUCGAUAAGCGUGUGCAGUACAUGAUUGAGGUGAUGUUUGCUAUCAGGAAGGAUGGCUUUAAGGACCAUCCCAUAAUUCCAGAAGGCCUGGACCUGGUGGAGGAAGAGGACCAGUUCACUCACAUGCUUCCUCUGGAGGAUGACUACAACACGGAGGACGUGCUCAAUGUCUUCAAGAUGGAUCCUGACUUCGUGGAGAAUGAAGAGAAGUACAAGGCGAUUAAGAAGGAAAUUCUGGACGAGGGCAGCAGCGACUCGGGCGACGAUGCAGAAGGCAGCGACGAAGAGGAUGCCGAGGAGGAAGACGAAGAUGCAGAAGCCGGAGAAGAUGAAGACAAAGUCACCAUUUUCGACAAGACGGAGGUGAACCUGGUAUCGUUUCGCCGCACCAUUUAUCUGGCCAUUCAGUCAAGCUUGGACUUUGAGGAAUGCGCUCACAAGCUGAUCAAGAUGGAUUUCCCGGAGAGCCAGACGAAGGAGCUGUGUAACAUGAUCCUGGACUGCUGCGCCCAGCAGAGAACCUACGAGAAGUUCUUUGGUCUUCUGGCUGGGAGGUUCUGCUUGUUGAAGAAGGACUACAUGGAGAGCUUCGAGGCCAUCUUCCAGGAGCAGUACGACACCAUUCACAGGCUGGAGACCAACAAGCUGCGCAACGUGGCUAGAAUGUUCGCGCACCUCCUCUAUACAGACUCCGUCCCGUGGAGCGUUCUAGAGUGCAUGCGAAUGAGCGAGGAGACGACGACGUCCUCCAGUCGUAUUUUCGUCAAGAUCCUCUUCCAGGAGCUGUGCGCUUACAUGGGGCUUCCGAAGCUCAACGAGAGACUCAAGGACACGACCCUGCAGCCGUUCUUCGAAGGCCUGUUCCCUCGCGACAACCCGAGGAACACGAGAUUCGCCAUCAAUUUCUUCACCUCCAUCGGCCUGGGCGGACUCACAGAUGAGUUAAGAGAGCAUCUGAAGAAUGCCCCUAAGAUGAUCAUGACCCAGAACCAGGAUGUCGAGUCAUCUGACUCUUCCUCCUCCUCCUCGUCCUCAUCAUCAGAUUCCUCAUCCUCGGGCAGUGACAGCAGUGACUCGGAUUCCUCCAGUGACUCAGACUCCAGCAGUUCCGGAUCUUCAGGAAAGCCAUACCGUGGAGAGCGUGCAGCGAAAGUUGCUCUUAAUGUGCGAGAGCGCGGGAGAAGGGUCUCGCCUGACGUACGAGGGAGAAGAGACUCCCCCGGUGUGAGAGAGCGCAGGCGAAGUGGCACUCCUGUUGCGCGAGAACGCUUGCGAAAGGACUCUCCUGUUGCGCGCGAACGCUUGCGAAAGGACUCUCCUGUUGCGCGCGAACGCUUGCGAAAGGACUCUCCUGUUGCGCGAGAACGCUUGCGAAAGGACUCUCCUGUUGCACGAGAACGCUUGCGAAAGGACUCUCCUGUUGCGCGCGAACGCUUGCGAAAGGACUCUCCUGUUGCGCGGGACCGCUUGCGAAAGGACUCUCCUGUUGCGCGGGACCGCUUGCGAAAGGACUCUCCUGUUGCGCGGGACCGCUUGCGAAAGGACUCUCCUGUUGCGCGGGACCGCUUGCGAAAGGACUCUCCUGUUGCGCGAGAACGCUUGCGAAAGGACUCUCCUGACCGGGGAGAACGCAAGGACCGGCAGUACAAAAACAGAGAGACCGAGGACUCGCGCAAAAACAAGGACACCAGAAGUGACUCGCAGAGAGACCGAGAUUGCCGACGCAGCCGAGUGAAAGCGAGGUCAAAGUCAAAAUCGCCUGAGAGAAGCAGCAAGGACGUUUCCUCCAAAGAUUCGUACAGGAACGGAGUGGAGCGGGAGGACAAGGAGAGCCGGUACAGAGGCUCCAGGAGGAGAGAGGACAGGAGUGUAGAGAGAUCACCCAGGCGACACAGAUAGCCCACGGCACGAGAAAAAUCAGAAUUAUUACGUCGCAACCUUAACUUUGGACCACGAAAUGCAGUGUCUCUUCGCAAAGUAGCAGUGCAUUGUGGGAAAUACGGAUGGUUUUAGAUUCCCACUGGACUGUAGAAAUGGGAGGAAAGUGUUUGUUUGUAACCUGGAGGACAUUUUGUAUUUUGAGUUCCCUAAAAAUGUUUUGUGUUUAUAUGACCAUUAAAAUAAUCGAUCAAACGACUAGCUUCCGUCUUCAAUUUGAAACGUGCACUGGAUUCGUUAAUAUGUCGAGUCUCACCAGCAACGUUUACACGUAGAGCAGAAUAAACAGCAAACGAUCACGUCCUUGCACACGUCCUUGCUGGGGUUUACCUAUAGGCUACCUGCAAAAUAUGAAACCAAUUUAAAGAUUUAUGAAUGAGCUAAACCUGCAACUUGGGUAACUUUUGGGGAGUUAGAUUCCACACGUAAAGGUUUCACGUUCCAUCGAAUGUGGGUAUGAACAUAAAUACGAGCGCACAAACCAUUCAGUGAGCCCUCGAUCCCUGCAGAUGGGGGCGGCGCCAUCCGGGAAAAGACCACACCCACCAAGACGGAAACAUUUCAAUAAAAGAUAACGGUGAGUCAGUUUAUAGAGUACUGAUUUCUGAGGACUCGUCCAUCUAAAGGGUCACGUGGAGCCAAACCUUGCCGGUGAAAUAAAUAAAUGCCCCCUACAGUACAACAGAGCGGGCAGUUACAUCCUUAAAUGCUUCAUUUUAUUGCACAUUUUACAUGAUUGACACGUUGAAGUGUCAAUCCUGUCCUUUUUCAUUCGUUUGUUUGGAAUUUUUCUUAUUUAAAAAAAAAUAAAUAAAUACAUCAUCCUGAACGAGACAGACUUAAUUCCAUAAUUGCAGAAGGUUGUAAUUUUCCGUUAAAUAUCGGUUUGUUUAUUCGCUUGCUUUGUGACAGGAAAUGUAACGUUCAGCCUGCCAGACAGCCCGUCUCUCCUUUUCUUAUUCAUUCUGUAAAGAAAACGACACACAAACCGACGCUGUCGCUUCUAAUCUGACGAGCGCUGACGCUGAUGUGUCCUUUCUGCCCUCCAGGAGCUCGGAAAGAACGCCGCCAUUCUUUAAUAAAGCCCUCGUUCACUUCUCGGAGGGUAAACGGUGAACGCCUAUCCUAGAAACGCGUCCUGCCUUUGUAGUCGGCUGUAGAUUGUCCUUUGUGAUCACGCAGCAGCCGAUCACCGGCUAGUUAGAGUGCUGGAUGUGGAUAAGAGAGCAGAGGCACUGUGGAUUGAUGGGUAGUCAGGUAAAUAGACUUCAUUGAACCAGUGGAAGUCGUUUUCAGUGUCCCUAUUUGGUUUCAGAGUUUAUGACAGUAAAUACUGCAGAUGAAAAGGUUCCUCUGUUUUGUUUUUUUUUCUUUUUUUCUUUUUCCUUUUACGCCGUACCAGCGUCUGCCUCGUUUUUAGAGCUCCGACAAAAUUCAAAGAUAAAUUGAGGAGUAGACGCUCUUGAUGUCCAUGGUGAAAUUUGUGUGCAAUACGGAGUAUAAAGUGCAUAAAAUAAGUGUAACGUGUGCCAGCAGGAAAAUAAGAAUGAUCGCCUACUCGAGUCAUUCACUUAACGGAGGGAAUUAUGGGUAAACAGACGUGAUUGAUCCUCCAAGGAGACAUAAACCUGUACACCGUAAACGACGUGUGCUGGAGCCAAUUGGAAAGGAUGGUGAGAUGGGAGAUCAGUGGAUAGUUGGAUGUAUGUGAGAGAGGGUGAUUUAUUUAUUUAUUUUUAAAUGAUCGAUAUGAGAAUGAUGGGUAAAUUGGGAAUAGAUGGAUGGAGGAGUUGGUGAUGAAUAGAUGUAAUGCUGGAUAGAUGGAGGAAGGAAUAGGAAGCAGGAUUUCUGUUCCAUGGAUCAGAUGAAUCAGGAUGAUAAAUGGAUGGAAGGAGGAAUUAAUGGAAGAGUGCAUGAUGGUUUGAAGUAUGAGAAUGGGGGGAGGAUGGAUGGAAGAGUGGAUGAUGAAUGGAGGGAUGACCAGGAGAAUAGGUGAUAAGUGGAAGAGUUGUCAGAGGAUGGUAAAUGGAAGGAAGGACGGAUGAAUGGGAAUGUUUACAAUAAAUGAAUAGGUGGAUGGAAUAGAGCACAAGAAAUUAAUAAAUGUAUUUAAGAGUUUACGAUAAAAUCAACUGGAAGAGUUCGUGUUAAUUUAAUUGACGGAUAGAUGAGAGUUUAGGAUAAAUGAAUAGAUGGAUUGAAGAGGUUAUGAUAAUUGGUAGAUGGAAAUGGAAUAAUGGAGUCAUUUGUAGCUGCAACGUUACACUGAAUAUAAAUGAAACAUGUAACAUAAAAUGGAAACUUUUUUUGUGUGUAAUUGAUCAUCUGUAUAGAAAUGUUACCUACCGAGAAGUGUUUGACACACUGGUUAGGAAGCUCUUGGUAGUUGGGCUGAUCUCUGCAUUGCUAUCUCACUAAUGGAUGCAGGAUAAUGAUGUAGUCUGAUCUCUUCUACCCCUUGGAGGUCUGUGCUGACCUAAGCCACAAUUUAUGCACAUGUCCUACCCUUAACAAGGUGGUUUUUAUUCAUCAUGGAGACCGAUGUCAUGCUCCCAGUUCACACUGAUUUAUUUGAGCAUUUUCAGAACACUUAUUUGAAUGUUGAGAGCCCAAGCUUGUCGUAACAGCAGCUAGCUAAUGCUCACUUGUGUAGUGUCCAUUGUACAGAUGUGCAAAUUGUAUACACACGUACCGUUCAUGACGAAUCACUAAAUCCGUCUGUUAAAAAGGCACUACGAGCAAAUUGUAAUCUUUUAGUCAAAUGUGUUAAUUAAAUAAGGAGUAAAACACUUGAGGCCAUGCAGUUAGAGGAAAAUAAUCCACGACGGCGCGGUGGAGAUGCUGUUACACCAUAGCAAAGCUGCUAGUCGGUGUCCAUUUUAUUUACAGUAUUUAUUUGUUGAAUUGUGUUGCAACGCGUGUUUGAGCAGUUUAUGUACAUUUGGGCAGGAGCUUGAGACGUAUGUUUUCGUUUACCUAGAAUAGACUGGUAGAGUGGAGAAUAUAUGGAAGAUUUGUGGAAAGACGGAUGGAUUGGAGAAUAAAACUGUGACUGGAUGGAUGGAUGGGAGCGCGAAUGAUGGAUGGGUGGAUGGACUAUAAAUUGAGAAUGGAGCUGGAUGGAUGGGAAAGUAGAACAUAAAGUACAACGCUGAACAUGAAAUGUAUGGGAUGGAUGUGAGUGCGAGACGAAUGGCAGGAUGGUUUGGUGGGAGAAUGGAUGAAAAUGGAUAGGGUAGAAAAUUGAUGGCUGGGAGAAUGGAUCAUAAAUUGAUAGAGCAAAGAUCAGUGGGUUGAUAAACUGAAGACUGAGUAGAUGGGUGAAUGGGUAAAAGAAUGAAGGAGUUGAAGGAAGGAUGUCUAGAUGAAUAGAAGGAUGUGACUGGAUGGAUGUAACAGUGGAAUUUAUAAUGGGUAGAAGGAUGGAGUUUUCAGUAUAUAAGUAGUUAAAGGUGAAAGGGUAGACGGAUGAUAAACUGAUAGAACGGAAUACAGGAUCGACGGAUGAUAAACUGAUUGAAAACAACGAUGGAAUGACGGGGAAAACCCGUCAAAACAAAGUAUGGAUAGAUGAUA